Molecule: messenger RNA, 2407 nt
Organism: Telopea speciosissima
Lineage: Eukaryota; Viridiplantae; Streptophyta; Magnoliopsida; Proteales; Proteaceae
Product: transcription factor bHLH112-like
Exons: 7
Coding region: 89-1597 (502 amino acids)
Biological process (GO): regulation of transcription by RNA polymerase II
Cellular component (GO): nucleus
Molecular function (GO): DNA-binding transcription factor activity, RNA polymerase II-specific; protein dimerization activity; RNA polymerase II cis-regulatory region sequence-specific DNA binding
Source: RefSeq, a predicted model, not a curated record
UCUCUCAGUUUCAGCUCAGACCAACUCUUAUUAACUCUCUCCUUCUUCAGAGCCAAGAGAGUUUGUGUGUGUGUGUGUGUGUUUUGUGAUGGGAGACGAAUUUCAGGCAGGAAUUUGUAGUGGAAACUGGUGGAAUUCAAGUAGAAGUGGACUGAGCGUGGGUUCGUGUUCAUCACCAUGUUCUACGGCACUCAAUGAUAUUGGGAGCUUUGGAUGGGCAAGUGAAACCAGAUCAUCUUGUGAGGAGACGACAGCUUCAGUUUCUGAUAGCUCCAUGGUAUUUCAACAUACCCAGAAGCAGUCGCAAGGUCCGGAUUCUGUCGGUGGCGAUGGCGGUGGCGGUGGCGGUGGCGGUGAUGGUGGCGGCAGUGGGGGUGGGGAUGGCAUCCUGAUGGAUUCUACUACGUUGCAAAUGAUGGGUUUUGGACCUUCAUCUCUCACAAUGGAUUGGAACCAAACUUUACUUCGAGGUAAUGGAAGAAAUGGAGAGACUAAUUUCCAUUCCAUGAUUCAAGAUGAGUUGAGUUCAAGACCCAAAUUUAAGCCAGAAACGGGGAUGGAAUCUCCUCCAACACAUCAAGUCCAGAAGGAGUGGAGCCCCAAGAGUAGUUUCUCCGAUGGUGGUGAAGAUUCCACCUCUUUAAAUCCAUUUAAUAAGCAAAUAAAUCAGGUCUUCCCUUUGGACCAUCAUCAGCAGCAGCGGUUAAAUCCCAGUUCCGGCGACUGUACUGUGAGCAGCCAAGGCAUACCCUCAAGUUUUCCCUCUUUCACAUGCAAUUCAGCUUCGUUAUUGCAAGGCCUGUUCGACCCUCAAGAGACCCAUCCAUCCAUUAACAAUCCAUCUCCAAACUACGGCAUUAACACCGGUGAAUUCGCUUCGCCGUUGCUGUCACCGUCGCCUUCUUGGGCUAAAUUUCCGGCUUUCCUGAAAGCUUCGCCACCGAAGCAGCAGCAGCAGCAGCAGCAGCUGCAACACCAACCUCAGUUACACUUCUCCAACAAUACUCCUUACUGGAAUGCCUCUGCAGCUCCCAUGAAUGAUGCUCGUUCUAGCUUCUUCCCUUCUUCACAUACACAAUUUCUUUCGCAAACCUUCGAGGAGAAACCCAGUUGCAGCAGCAUCACAGCCCUCACUACCUCAAAGUCUAGUACGGAAGAAGUUCGUGAUUCAGGGUCAGGGUCAGUGGCAAAGAAAAGCAGUAGUGAACCGGUUUACAAAAGGCCUCGGAUUGAGACACCAUCGCCAUUACCAACUUUUAAGGUUCGUAAAGAGAAAUUAGGGGACCGAAUCACUGCUCUACAACAACUUGUUUCACCUUUUGGAAAGACUGAUACGGCAUCUGUGCUCUUCGAAGCUAUUGAGUAUAUCAAGUUCCUCCAUGAGCAAGUCAGCCUUUUGAGUACGCCAUAUAUGAAGAAUGGAGCUCCCACACAAACCCAACAACAGAAUUCUGAUAAAUCAAAUGAAGGUGAAGGACACAAACAAGAUCUUAGGAGCCGUGGAUUAUGUUUGGUUCCACUUUCAAGUACGUUUCCAGUUACAAAUGAAACUGCAGCUGAUUUCUGGACACCUACGUUUGGAGGAACUUACAGGUAGAGGGAGACAAGCCAACAGAAGGUUGCCUUGAGAGGAACUGAAUUUUUUUUUUUUUUCCUUUUUCUUUUUAUAAGUCUCUGCAAGUAGGAUCGAUGACAACAAAGCCCAAGUCCAGUUGGGAAUGAUAAGAUCAUUGAAGGAAAGAAAGAAUAAAUGAAUAAACGGAUGCUGCCAUCUGAUCACUGUGCUGGUAAAAGAAUGAGGAAGAGAAAGAAAGAAGAAGAUUACAGAAAAGGAAGAAAAAGAGAAAGAAAAGGAAGUGACCCUUCAUGGACUAGCAAAGUUGGAGCAGCUACAAGCAGAAUGAUGAAGGAUGGCCAAAGAUAAGGGACCCUUGGAAGAGAAUAAAGAGUUGUAAUAAUCAAAGUACUAGAUAUAUAUAUAAAAGUAAAGUUGGAUUAGGGAUGGGAACAGGUGCUAAAUUUGGUGCAAGUUUAGAUUAAAUUUGAGGGGGAGUGGAGAUUUGUUGUUAACAGCUGAAUUUAGCAGAGAAGGGAUGGGAUAAAGGGGUUUUGUUCCUGUUUCUAAAAUUAUAUAUAUGUUGUAUAAGGGCUGGCAUGGUACCACCUUUAUUUUAAAAGAAAAAGAGAUGGAUCACCAAAGAGAGAAAAGAUAUCAGAGGAAUAAUUGAAUUCAGGAACAGCAGUGAGUGUGUGGAGGUCAUUUGAUUGGGGGAUCAAAAAACUUUUGAUUUGUUUAUAUGUCAAGAAUAUGGUAGUGGAAGUCAGAGGGCGGCCCACUGCCUCUCCUUUUAGGGUUUUUUUUUUUUUUUUUUUUUUUCUUAUUCGAAAUUAGAGAGAUGCGUAUGAG